This is a messenger RNA of Rotaria sordida, 1140 nucleotides long. NCBI's taxonomy places the organism in Eukaryota, Metazoa, Rotifera, Eurotatoria, Philodinida, Philodinidae. The record is from the annotation of a GenBank genome assembly.
AUGAGUGUGGAAGUGUAUAGUGAAUGUCGUAUUCAACUGAGUCCAAUCAAUGGUAAAAAUAUAGAUUUCAAUCGAUGUAUCAUAGAAUUGCGUCAAUACGAUAUUGGUGAUUAUGCUUUACGAGCUAUUGAUAUGAAUAAUGAUAAAUCAGAAAUUUUUACUUGUCCUCUUAUUCGCCGUAAUCAAUAUAUAUUUGCACCAUCGGUCAAUGAACCUGAUAUACUCAAUAUAACAAAUAGUACAUAUCGAUUAUGGUUAAAUAAAAACUCACGUGAUGAAUUUCAUAAAAUACUGCGAACAUGUCUUGAAGAAUUUCUAAUUGUUAAAGAUAAUGAUAUUAAUCUUUCAUCACAACAGCAGAAUCAACAAAGAUCAAAAACAUUGUUAAAUGAACUAUGUACACAAGAAGAUGAGCCUUAUUAUCGGAAUGAGGAGCCAUUUGAUUGUAUUACUUGUAUGGAGACAAUUGAGAAAGAUGAAGGAAUCUUAUUCCAUAAUUGUCUUCAUCCAUUUUGUAAACCAUGUCUUUUAAGAAUGAUUGAAACUAGCACAGAACCAAUAAUUAAAUGUCCACAUGACAAUUGUACUGCACUUAUUACAGAACGAGAACUUCGAGGUGUAGCUAAAGAUUUAAAAACUGAUCAAAAAGUAAUCGGCCGGCUGAAUGAUAUUGGUGUACGUUUUGCUGAAAGUCGUAAUAAAACAUUUCAUUGUAUUACACCUGAUUGUACUCAUUGGUGGUUCAUAGAACCAGAAGAAGCUAACAAUAUGAUAUUUUGUAAUGGUUGUAAACGCUGGAUUUGCAUAACGUGUUCGGCAAUACACGAAGGUCAAACCUGUCGUGAAUAUCAAGAUGCAAAGUUGCGAGAGAUGAAUGAUGGUAAUGUUCGUAAAGAUGAAGAACAAUUAGAGGCAAUGAUUAAAAAUAAAGAAGUUAUGUAUUGUCCUGGUUGUCGUAUUAUAAUCCAAAAAAUAUCUGGUUGUGAUUGGAUUCAAUGUAGUCAAUGCAAAAUAGAAAUUUGCUGGCCAACACAAGGUCCUCGUUGGGGUCCGAAAGGACACGGUGAUACGUCAGGAGGCUGUCGAUGUCGUGUUGAUAAUGGCAAACUUUGUGUACCAAAUUGUCAAAACUGUCAUUAA